CUGUCCUGUGUGAACAACUAGCGGCUCCAGCAAACGGCGCUUUCAGGGCUGUCUGUGGAAAUAUUUUCACCAGUGUCUGUGAAUUCCAAUGCAAUGAUGGUUACAAUCUAGAAGGUUCUAGCACUCGAACAUGUCAAAGUAACAAGGCUUGGAGCGGUACACCAGCACGGUGUGAGAGUGAGUAUUGAUUUCGUUCGAUCGAAAAUCCUUUCCUUAGCUUAGCCUGACUUUCGCCAAUUCUUUCAUCGGAACACUUGAUAUUACUCUAGAACUCUUUUUCUCCACACUUCACACCGUUUACUAGAAAUUUGUGGGUUCUAGUUUUUUUUGCAGCCCGCAGAAUAGCAAGCAUGAAAGGCGAAUAAUUUAAUAUGUACUUUAAUCAAGAGAGGACAGGUAAUAUAGAGUGUUUCUAUUUAUCGUGUUAAGGGUCUGGUUGCCUUGUUCUCUUGUAAUUACCCAGAUUUGGUGAAUCAACGAUCGUGUCAUGAGACUCUGAUACCAUGUUUGGUUUCAUCAGGAAGCGUCAUAUUCGGCACCUCCUUACCACUCCACUGCCCUAAAUUUCGCUCCAUGCAAUUCGCCCCAUUUGGCAUUUCCCCAUGCAAGGUAAUCUGGAUUCCCGGUAAUCUGGAUUCCAAAAUCCGAAAUUUUUGCUUGUGGAAUCUGAAAUCCCGGGCUUUGAAUAAUGUGGAAUUGAGCGCAAGGAUUCUGGAAUCCCGCUAACGAUUGGAAUCCGUGUUACAAGUUCCUACUGACAAGGAAUCUGGAAUCCGGUCAGGAAAUUAACCCUUUCACUACCAAAUGUGGCCAAGGCAAAUUUCGACCAAAUUUCCAAAUUUCAUUUUCUAAAAUUUUGAGAAACAAAUAGCACCAUAUGUAAGUACAUGAAGGGAACGUUCAUUGGAAUGGUCACAUCAUAGAAUUUCGUCCACAGACUCAAGAGUUAGAGUCACCUUACAAAACUCUAUCAAACACUCUGGCAGUGAAAGGGUUAAGGAAAAGCGUGAAAUCCAGAAUCUUAGAUUACCUUGUGUGGGGCGCCCGAGCGGGUCGGUUUUGCAAGCUUUAAAGGGAAAAACGUUUAAAGCGAUCUCAACAAGCUUAAAAGGUUUCUUAUAUGUUUUAUGCUUUGUUGCAGUCAUUACGUGCGCAGUAUUGCCACAGCAGGCCCACGGUACUAAGACAUGCACAGGGCAGGGGUACGAAUACAAUGAUCAGUGUACUUUCACUUGCGAUGUGGGCUACGAAAGGAAGGGCAGCUCUGUAAGAACAUGUCAAGCCGAUGGUCAAUGGUCAGGAACUCAAGCCACUUGCGAAGGUAUUUGAGAUAGCACUGAGGUCUUUUGUACACGACCGAGUUAUGUUUAGUGGCUACGAAACUUCUCAGAUGACCACCAGUCACGUAAUAUAUAACAAUCAAAGUUCAUUCCUUGCUUUAUAUAGCAGCUAUGAAGGCUCAAAAAUUGAGAAUUUUGGCAUCUUAUUCAACCUAACAGUGGUUUCUUAAAUAUAAGAAAAGAUUUUAAACUAAAGCAGGUUGCUGAUAUUCUUCUUGGAAAAAAACCUUUCUUGGGAGCAACCAAGAUAUUAAUUUAAACCUCGGAUCUUGUGGAUUGGUUACAUUCAACGAAAAGAAAAAUAUAAAAAUUAACUCUGUCUGAUUUUGAUAGCACCAUUCUCGGUAACCGAAAAAGAUGUGAGAGACCUUUUUACAAGAAAAACCCUAGUCAUAAGCACUUUUUGGACUGCAUACGCGCAUCUUUAGUUCUAUAAAAACUUAAAAUCCAGGUUUAGAUAUAAUUAAAUUAUUUCUCUCGGAAUUUCUUUUAUCAGUUUUUAUAUUUUUGCUAAGAAGGGCACACAUCGUUAAGGACUCAAGAAUCCGGAUUUGAAUCAUUAAGAAAACACGCAUAUCCUGUGAAAACUAAAGGGGAAGAGCUCCUCCAAACAUAAAAAAGGCACUUACACAAGGUAUCAUGUUUAAUGGUUUGCGUUUGCUGAUUUUGCAGCCCGUCAGUGCCCCGCCCUACGUUCACUGGCAUUUGGCACAGUAGAACCCGUCGACUGUGUAACGACACCACAGCCCUACCAACGAGGAUGCGUUAUGAGAUGUGUUGUUGGUUAUGUCAUGACUGGAGAUAGUCCUUUGACCUGUGGCGCAGAUGGCACAUGGCAAGGAACGUUUCCAUCCUGCAAUGGUACUGCUUUUUCUUUUGUAGUGUACAAUAAUGCCUAAUUCCCCAACAGGCCCCUUAAAAGUUAAACGAUCACACGCAAACUGGUGUUUUGGCACAGAGAGAAGUUUAUUGUAAAGAAAAACUGAUAGUCAAACAAGCAAUCGGCUCCUGUCAAACGAUGAGAAUAAUAAACUUUUCUGCCACCGUCAUGCAGAACAAUCUAGGGUUGGUGGGUGGGAAAGCAAUCUGGUAGCACGCUCCACUAACAAACGACCAACAAAAACAGAAAUAUGAUGAGCGACAAUCCGAUACUGUUUGAAUGUGCCGUCGCACAAUUACUCUCUUUGGGUCCGUCUAUGCCCAAAAAGGGCAAAUUUAAUGGGGAUCCUGGUCUUGCCUGGUAUAUUAUAUUACUUGCACACACAGUAAUGCACUGAUAACCAUAAGACUGUUUUUCGACUGCUAGAUGUAUAUAUCGCGACAGGAAACAAGUGAGAGCUAAAGCCACUAAACUAGGUUCGAAUUUAUAUACAUACUGCUAGGACUGGAAUGUCGUUAUGUGCUUAUGCGGAAUGAUAGAAAUAUGAACUGUAGCUAAGUUUAAAAGCCUUUAGUAAAUUGCCUGUCAUCUAAUAUAUCCGUGAUUAUAUUUUCUUUUAGAUAACCAACCACCUAUAAUAACAUGCCCUGCCGAUAUAUAUAACGGAACAGACCCUGAGCGUCCAACAAGAACAGUAACUUGGAGCGAUCCAAUGGUCAGUGACAACGCAGAAUUGCACGAUCCAUUAGCCACACCAACUGUUGUUAAGUCGCUCAAUAUCGCCUCCCCUUACGACUUCCCCACAGGUACAACGCGUAUUACCUACACGGCCACAGACAAAAGCAACAACUCAGCAUCGUGCAUUUUUACCGUAACUAUCGUUGGUAAGUAAAAUUCACAUUUAUGUUAUCAUGCUUGCAUGUCGUAGGGUGUUAAUUUUGAAACCACGUUCGUGACCUCAUUUUGAGACCGUAAUCAUCGAUUCUACUAAAGCGAGAAACUGUCUAUUAAAAAUGCUCUCAAAACAUUUGCCUCAGACUAAUAGUGUCGAUUUUCCUUUCCACAAUGAUGCGACUUUACCAAUUCCAGCUCGGAUGAAUUUUUCUAAUAGACUUGGCUAACUUGUUCAUGCAGCGAGACUGCAAAGAUGGCCUUAAGUCCAUGGAUUACAUAAAGAAGUUAACGGCUUUACGUAUUAAGAUUGGCUUUACCUAAAUAGAAAAGGUUUAUUGUUUAAAAACAAAACAGGACGAGGCUGAAUCUAGAAAUGUGACGUAGAAAGACCUUACUAAUUUAAACUGUAUCAACCUUCUUUUCAGUAAGUUGCUUGAUAUGUUACUUGGAAUUUUUCAGACGAAUUGGUCACGGGUUAAAGAAAAGAGAGCAAAGAGUGUGACUUAAAUAUAUUUAGCCCUUUUUUUAAAAAUGAAUGUCCAUACUUUCCAAUAAAUACAUACAUAUUUAUAAUUCUAUAUCUUCCAAAGCACUGUCAAAAAUAUUGUUGUAAACUUCGAUUGCAUUUAUUCCAGACGUAGAAAUCAAAUAUUCAUAUCGAAAUAUAAAGAAUAAGAGCGCGGGUCCUGGCUAGGAAACUACUCCAUUUUGUUUCACUAACUGAUAGUUUUAUCAUGCUAGAUGCAAAACUAUUGAAACUUCGAUCUUUAAUGUAAACGGAGACAGCUUACCGGGCCCGUUAAUUAUCGGGACUUUCGAGAAACGGGCCCCUGGAACCGGAUGAUCAGCGGUAACUCUGGAGAUGGAAAGUGAUCAGUGGUAGCUUGUGAGCGGGAAGUCUUAAAUCAGUAAAUCCUUCCUCCUGUCAAAAGUUAUAGCCAACAAACCAUUGUCCAAGCAUAAUCCGUUGCCCCAGGCCUCUUUAAAAAACUACUUCAGACCAAUUCAUCACAUUCCGGAUCAAUUUAGGUUUCUGGGAAACUGCCCACGUACCCCUCCCCUAACAACAUUUUGCCCUAAACGAGAGGUAAGUGUUACUCUUGGCUUAGGGGAGGGGUAGGUGGGCAGUUUCCCAGAAACCUAAAUUGCUCCCACAUUGCUUCUUAAAGCGGCUGUGUCACGGGUGUCUAGUUUAUUUUAUUAGCAUUUGCACUUCCGCAUUUCCCAUAAUGCUCCUUAUUUGCCCCCCAAAAUUUUGCGAAAGCGUUGCUUUCAAUUUAUCUUGGGACGGCUGUAAAACCCAGGACUAAUGAAAAACAAAGGUUAUGCACAAUUUUUUAGGGGGAAAUAAGGUGCGUUAUAAGACAUGUGGAGGUGGCGUAUAGCUAAUAUUACCCGUCCUUGCUUGCCGUAGAGCUUGAGAAAUGACAAAAUUUCUGCUUCAUGUCAAACAAACAUGUCUCCCAAGAAUUAUAUCAAACGUUCCAAACAACAAAAACUGAAUUUUGAAAAUCUGUUAGAGGGUAAGUCAACUUGCAAUCUAUUAAUUUCUUCUUCAGAUAAUGAACCUCCCAGAAUUUACUGUCCACAAAACCAGGAAGUUAAGAAAGAGAACAGCCAGCCAACCAUUAAGGUUUAUUGGGAUCCCCCAACAUACAGUGAUAACUCCGGCCAGGCAGUCACCAUAUUCACCGAGUCAAUCAACGGGUCUGACUUCAGAACAGGUCAACAUCAAGUGAAGUACGAUGCCACCGAUCACGUGGGAAACAAUGCCUCUUGCACAUUUAUUAUCGUUGUUUCGAGUAAGUAAACGAUGCUGGGAUUUAUACUGCGCUUUUUCGUUUUUACAGAAGAAGAAUAUUUGCUAAAGCCUUUUUAAAGCUCCAGAAGCUUCUUUUGUUUUGGUCAGUUUUGAAAACGAAAUGGUUGGUCAGCCUCUACAUGGGUUGAAACCAUCAAGAUAUACUUGUUUUGUAGCUACCCAGGGGGAGGGGGGGGGUACUCGAUAUAUCCCUAGGUGGGGAGGUGCCGCGUGGCCCCUCAUAUCCUGACCCUGUUUAAGACAAAUAUCGCUGAUUUUCCUACCCUGUUUAAGACAGAAUUCCGAUUUUUGAUACCCUGUUUAAGUCAACAUUAAUUAACAUUAGAGCUUGUAAAAAUUUUGCUGUUUAUCGUCCAAGAAAAGAUAUCCUGUUUAAUACAAAAAUUGAUAAAUCGAUAUCCUGAUUAAGACAAAAAAUGAUAAAUUCGAUACCCUGUUUAAGACAAAAAUCCCGAGAAAAAAAACCCUGGCUGGCCGCACGUCCCCAUUAAGCCCUUAUAAGGGAGUACCCCCCCCCCCCCCCCCCCCCCCCCCCUCUAAAAACAACCCCAGCCCCCUCACCCCCCCCCCCCCCCCCCCAAAACACUCCCCAUCAACCACCUCUCCCCCCUUUCUUUUCUUCUCUUUUUACUGAUCUUUUUUAUUUUAUAUAUGUUGAAAACGUACAUCCCUAAGGGGGGGCCCCCCCCCCCCCCCCCCCGCUUUCAUAUACAGUAGGACCUCGGUAACUCGAACUCCUCGCUAACUCGAAUUAAGUCCCCGGAUUAAGUCCCAUUUCCCUUGGAUUUGACCUUACUUUACGGUCACUUUUAUUAAUUAGGAUAACUUGAUAACUCGAAUUCCCCGCUAACUCGAACUAAUUUUCGUUUCCUUUGAUCAACAUUUCACUGAAAUUUACUCCGAUAACUCGAAUUCUCGUUGUUGCAACUCACCACGACUGCCAUCCCUAUAGCUUUUCUUGUCGUGCAAUCGGUAAAACACCUAAAACUAACACAACACAAUUUUUGCAACGUGCAGAUCACGUAUUUGACAAUCAUUUCCCCGUAUUAUCUGAAAAAAUGCAUAAACGUGUUACAAUUUCUGAUGAGAUAAGUUUAAUUUGCGCUCUGCUGUAUAUCGAAGUGCUGAAAUAUAAGAUAGCGAAUUAUCAAUAUAUAACAUCAUUAGGUAAAGAUUAGAUCGACCGCUAUAACUCGAACCCCCGCUAACUCGAACUAUUUUUCGUGUCCCUUCAGAGUUCAUGUUACCGGGGUUGUACUGUAGUUAUCAACCGCUGCAAACAUAAGACUCACCAUUCAUUACAAUAACUACGAGCCAAUAGUUUGAUCCUUCCUAAUAUUUCUUUUUGAACUUAAAACUAAAGUAUUCCUUUUUAUAUGUAUUCAGCUGUCAACUGCAAGCCAUACGAUGCACCAAUUAACGGACUUAUAUCUUGUGCGCAUUCCGAUCUGUGGGGUGGAGAAGCUUGUACUCCUCAGUGUAACGCUCUAAAAGAAUUUGCUCGAAUCCCAGCUUCCUUCUACAUCUGCCAGGCAAGUGGUAACUGGUACAUCUGGGAUUUCCGACCAACAGUUUCACGGGAAAUGCCUUGGCCGGAUUGCACAGGUAAACACCCGGUUAGACAAUAUUCACACUGAAAUGUACCAGUCAUGGAGUUAUGUAUGGUGGGCAUUAAUUUGGAAAAAUUAGCAUGACGUCAAAACAGUGAAUGUUGUAAAGCCGAUUUUUCGCCGGUUCGUAGGCUAGAUCGGGCAAAAUUCGGAUUAUAUCGAUUUCAAAGUUUUUUUGUUUGUUGUUGUCAUAGUGAUAUCGAUUUUACUAAAAUAUGCAUUUUGACAAACUUCAAUUUAUAAUCAAUCACUGAUGAAAAUGUUGUAGCAAUCGGACAAGGAUAAAAUCAACUUACAAGUGAUUGAAAAACAUCGGUAUGGUAUCCCAAAAACUGUAUCGAAGCACUUAAACUCCUCUGUCACGCUUGUAAAAUAGCCAACUGAUUUGCCUCCAAAAUUUAUUGUGUCUAUUUCAAUCAUUUGUUUCCGUACUUAUUUGUGGGGCACAAUAGGAACUACUGGGUUGCCAGUAAUUGUGUUACCCCUACAGAGUCGAUUUUUGGUUCAUUGCUAUAUACUAGUUAUAGUCUAGCGCUGAGUGCCAAAGAGCAAAGAUUUUACCGAUACGCCGGCGCUGUUCAGUUUGUUUAGAAACGUCAUGAAUUACCGUUAUUCACGAAAAAUAGUUUGAACUCAAUUCGAUUGCAUAAGCGAAAAUUACCUUUAAAGAUGUGAACUAAACUGCUCUAUUUGAAAUCCCAACUUUACAUGGCAUAUUUUUCGAGAUAGUGCAUGAAGUUGGUGUUUUUAUGCGAAGUUGCGUACAGGCCAUUUUGCGUAAAUUUUAGUGGUUUUAUAAGCGAACUUAGAAUGCUCGAAAAACCAUAAGUCCGCGAAUAUUCAACAAACAGAUUUAUAUUUGGUCUCUUUUUAACGCUUAGGAAGUCUACUCUUUUCAGGAAAAAAAGGGAUUUAUGGUGUGCCGAUGAUGCCUUCCGAAUUACUUUGCUUCAACGACAAUAAUUUUUGCAGCGUUAUCAUUUUUCUUAGCCGAAUAAACAGGCAGUGUAUUCGGGUAAAAUAUUUUGAACUCAAUUCGAUUGCAUGAGCAAAAAUUACCUUGAAAAUGAUGAACUAAUCUGUUCUACUGCAUAAAGAAUUUGAAAUACUGAUUUUAAAUAGCAUAUUUCUUGUAUAUUCUCUUCUCUGUUUCACGUUAUAAACGUUACCUUACACCACUUUAUGUUACAUCCCUUCGAGAUUCAUUCCGCCUUGGAACUUUCGCGCACCGCUUUAUUAUACUGCCGCCUCGCAGCCUCGCGUCUUCACGAGGCUGCUCGUUGGCAAUCAUCUCUAACCCUUAGGAUAUUUGCCAGUUCGAGGGUAAAGUUUUCAAGUUUCAGCAUCGAUACAACAACCUACCAAGUGAAUUAAGUUACCCCGUCCAUUGUAGAUUUGUUCGCCUUGAUCAGUAAUCGAUCGGUUAAGGGAUUGUUCACAUUGUACCGAAAUGCGUUUAGUUCCAGAAUUAAGCUCGCAAAGUAUUCACAUGAAAAAAUCGACCGACUUAGCCUAAGCUGUUCUAGUUCCCGUACUUUUGCUAAAACAUCUAAUGAAAAAGGCUUUUACCCCGUUAAGCCGUUUACAAUUUUGUAGAGGUUUACGUCAUAUUAUUAUCUUGAAACAAGAGAUCAUAAUAAGACUAUUCUUGCCUGAAAUCAAAGCAUUUUCAGUAAUGUUAGGUUACUUUCAAAUCCUGACAGGCAUGCUUGACUAUAAACAUUCAGGUAAUAAACUAGCAGACAAAAAAAAAGAGAAGUGUUAGUUACUGCUGUUCACGAGCCACCUUAAAAUGAAUAGGGAGGAGAAGUCGUUACGUCACGUUGCCAUGGCAGACGAAUUUCUGCAGGAUCUCAUCAAAACGUGGUCCUGCAUCUUUCUUCGCUGAUGAGCCGAAAUCGAUUAAUGUUGAGUUGUUUGAAUAUUCUCGACUGAUGUUGUUUAUUGAUUUCCCGCAGAGGAAUAUGUACCUGGAGCUGCACGUAAGGGCAUGGAAUGGCAAUAUUUUGUUGGAGACUGCUCGGAUCCUGCAGUGCAAGAACAAGCCAAGAUUAAUUUCCAGAACGGAUUAAACGCGAUUUUUGGAGGCGGCGAUCCUAACUAUUGCCAACGUGAGGGAGUAUGCGCACUUGAAAACAUUAAAAUCACAUGUGGAAAGACGCAAAGACGAAAGCGUCGAGCUGCACGGGUGAGUAGUGAGCUGCAUAAUAGAGUCCUUGCCCCAUUUGUUCAAAAGCUGGAUAGCACUAUCCACCGGAUAAAUUACUAUCCAGUGGAUAAGUAUACAGGCAAUCAAUUGCGCUAUCUAGUGGAUAGUGAUUUAUCCAGUGAAUAGCGUUUUCCACGUUUUGAACAACUGGGGUCUUAAGGCUAAGUUGAGCGUCCCCAAUAGGUUUCUCAGGAUCCGGGAUCUCCCUUAUUUAAGGCGCGGGACUUGGGAUUAAAAAGCAAAAUUGGGCCGAGAUUCAGGAUUGAAUGGAUGAGGGUGGGAAAAUGACCUCACAAGAUUCACAGCAAAACUCAUUAAAUUUCAAGUUAUGGCAAAACAAACAAAUAAUUUUGAAAGAGCGUGACGUGUAGAAACAAAUGUGAAAACAUCUUUGGAAAAGCUCAAUUGCUUUAGGAGAUAAAGCAUCUUGAAAUGUACGUAUGUUUCUAAAAAUAGUAACAAAAUGGCUGGAAAUUCAAAAAUCAAAGCUUAAUACCUCUUUAACCAAUUGAGCUUUACCAAAAAAAAUUCACGUCAUCUUCCCGCCAAAAAACUUUAAAAUCGAAAUACAAAAAAUGCAAACGUAGUCCCUAAGAUGCACUUUUAUGCGUCCUAUACGCCCAUCGUGGACGUACCCGUUUCUUCUGAAUAAAGUGGCUGAAGUCUACAUAUUUUUUUCUUAUCUUGAGACCAUUUAAAUGAAACGAGAGAAAAAAGAGUAAAAAUUUUCUCGGAAAAAGUAACCAAGUGUUCUUGAUAGUAUCAGCAAACUUACUAGGCGGGGUUGUUAUUAGUGAGCAGGCUACUGCAGUAAAAUUCGCCGGCUAUUCAAAGUUUCAAAAUAAGUCAAAUGUAACAAUACGGGAGGAUUUGUAUUAUGAAUGACAGGCUACUCUCCUUGAGAGACCAGCGAAAAAGGGGCUAAAGUUUCGUAACAUUGGCCCACAUAAUGAUAUUUCUUUUUUUUCAUUUUAUAGCCCGUCCUUAUAAUCGAGCUUGAUGUGGAAGUUAUUACUCAAAACAAUGACUUUGAUCAAGCGAAGACCUCUCUAGAACAGAACGUUACCAAUGCGAAAACCGAUCCGUCAAUGCAAUCAAUGAAUGCUGGAUCAGAAACUAUGACUUUGAACAAUGUCACAGAAACCCCUACUUACGGUGUGUGCGUAAAUGGCAGUGUGUAUGGUCUCAACCAAGCUUUUGGCCACGAUACGAAAUGCCGUAAGUACUCCAUGUGCCUUAUUCUAAGUGUUGGCACUUUUUUAAUUCAGGGCAUUUAACAUUUGCAGGAAAAGAUCUAGAUCGGUUGGAACGAUAUAUAUUUUUUGUUUUUUCUGCUUUGUUUUUUUUUUUUAAUGAGGAAACAAAACAAACUUUACUAAACUCUUCUCAAAUAGAAAAUUAAAUACAAAUCAAUGGGCAUAGCACUCUGAUGUUAUUCAGCGCGGCCGCUCUUUUUUAAUGAAUUAAAGAAAAAAAUAAUUAUUUAAGAAUUUAAGAAAAAUAAUUAUAUAAGAAUUUAAGAAAAAAAUAAUUAUCCUAAAAAACGUGACGAUAAGAACAAGAAACGUCGGAAAGAGCGUGGCUUGACAAAUAAUGUCGCAGACAUAUUCCAAGAAUUCUGGUUACCGAAAUGGAAGAAGAGGAAUGCCCCUAAGGAUUUCCAUUUUUCCCUGAAUAAGCUCAUAGAAAUAAAAUAAGGAUGAUUUCUACAUUUUGAAACAACAAUGAGCAAUAUAAUAGAAACUUGGAGCUUUGAUAAUUUUGUGCCAUUAUAAUCAUAUUAAUUUCUUAUUUUUUGAUAAUGAUGGCAUGAAGUCAUCGAACGUCAAGUUUCUCUUAAACUACAUUUUCAAAAUUAAAAAUUUUCAAAAGAUAGCACAGUAAAGAAGACUGGGACGCCAAAAAUAGAACUUUUAGACUCCGCGCAAGUUCACUUUAAUUUGCUACCAUGCAACAUUUUCUUUUAUAAUGGAAACGAAAAAGGCAACUCCCUCCGGGUAAAUCGGGGUUAAUAUUUAGCAAUUUUUAGUUUUUGAUUGACACGACCAACGAAACCGAAUUUACGACUGAAUGACCUCAGGCAGCCCAAUAACAAAUACAUAACGUUAACGAACAAAAGAGCGAAUGAAUGAAUUAAUGAUUCUGUCUUUAUUCCCUCUUAGAGAACUGCCCGUCAGGAACAUACUUUGACUUUAACGCCGGAAGUUGCACAAAUUGCCCGUUAGAUACAUACAAUCCAUCCACCGGACAACUCGGAGAGUGUAUCGUUUGUCCGGAAAGCACUUAUACAUUGAACAACGGAAGUAAAAACAUAACUCAAUGUUUAGGUACGAAAAAGUAAAAAACACAAUACAGUCGACUCUCUCUUAACGGACACCUCUAUAAGACAGACACCUGUGUAAAACGGACACCUGGAGUUGGUCCCUGCCUUUCUUUACUCCCUCUAUUUGACUCUCUAUAAGACGGACAUCUCUCUAAGACGGACAGCUAGUGCCGGUCCCAAAGGUGUCCGUCUUAGAGAGAGUUGACUGUAUUGGAUAUAUUUUCAGCAACUGCAUAUUGUUGUCAAUACGCGGCAAUGCUGCACAUGGUAAAUGGUAAAAGGAGCUUAAGGAAGAAACAAUCAUUCAAGACGGCCAUGUUUCUUAACAAAAUAUUAAAUAUUUUGGGGCAGAAUUUAUGAUAAUAUAACUUGGUUUGAUGGAAGCAUCAACAGAAUGUUUCUUCCUCUAUCACCUCCCAUGUCAGGGGGUAAGCGGGGUACUCAUAGAAACACCUCUAAAAAAAUGGGCGAGAACCAGGCCAAUAAACCACAUCCACAAUUGCGUCGUCCCCGCGAUUCGCAUCCGGGCUACAUUUUUAGGAACCAUUGUUCUCACCACUGCACCAUCCAAGUAUCUGCAAUACAAUUGACUAUCUUUUGUCUCACUGUCUUUUGAGCUAGAAGCACUAACCGAAAAUCACCCUCGCAGUUUUCUCGGAUAGGAUGGUUUGGUGAGAAAAGUCUCACAUAGGAUAAUUCGUUCUAUUUGUUUAAAUAGCCGCCUGUCAGCCUGGAGAGUACUCGCCCACUGGUCUGGCUAACUGCUUUCCAUGCCCCAUCAAUUAUUAUCAAUCUCUUGUACGUCAAUCAACGUGCGACAGUUGUCCUGGAUCAUCAGUGACCUUAGCAGCAGGCUCCAAAUCGAUCAGUGAAUGCGGAAGUGAGUGUAUUUUAAUUGUCGUUCAAGACCACCUUAUCGAUUAAACACUUAUCUAGACUCACAAGAAAAUUAGUGUUGGUUUCUCCAGUAAGUAAUGUAGAAAUUGGGUACUGAUAUAGAAUGAUGUCGUCAGUUUUUUAGGAUUUGUUUUGUGCACAAAUAAACUAUGCGAGGCCAACAAAAUAUUAACGUGUGUUAUUUUAAUCUAUAUAAUCUUAAGCAAAUAACAUUUAUACAAGAUCGAAAUUUUUUUUGUCUUAUUUCUUAUUAAUAAGUUUCGGGUUUUCAUACCUUUGUACAUUCUUUCUGGCCUUAAGUUUACAUAUAUUUCAAUAGAAACGUGUGAAAUACCAAGAAAUUUAGUACCUGGAACCCGGAAUACACAGCGUAAAAUUAGGAAUCCAAAAGACUGUCUUGGAUUAACUUACAUGGGGAGACACAAACCUUAAUAGCCGCACAUAGAACUACAGCCGGUGAAGUGAACGAGGUGUCGCAAUCCUGUUAGUAACUAAAAAUGACUCCCUCUCUCAAACUGUUUACAUUGUCACAUAUUGUUUGUUUAUAUGUUCUAGUGCCUUGCGCUGCUGGUACAUACUCCCAGACUGGUGUUGAACCGUGUCUGCCUUGCGCCAAAGGAUACUACCAACCCGGGGUCAAACAAACUUCAUGUCUUCUCUGUGGAGCACCCAAAUCAACCUACGGAACUGGUGCUUCCUCGACGAGCCAGUGUAUCGGUAAGUGGAAGUAUCACAGCCUUGUCUCGCACCACCCAGCAAUAUAUCGAUGUGAUCGCCGGCUCGUAAUGUAGUAGUUGUGGGUACGUGAUCCAUAGAAACAGAUAAAUACACCGACGAGUUAGUGUGAUAUGAAUAACGAACGUACGAAGGAGACGCCCAAUUUUAAGUUAUACUAUGAUCUACAUCUCAGCACCUAAUCAUUAAAAAAUGGCAAAAGACCAAAGCCUCUUUAAUUUAAAAGGUGAAUUGUUGUUUGAAAGCCUGCGUACAUCCCUGACCGAUUUUUUAAUUCAUCAGGGCAAUUGACCAAUGUGAAAUUUCCCAGUUACUUAUGCGGCACUUUUCUUUGUUUGAUCUAUAGACAUUCAAGACUGCGCCUCGAAUCCAUGCAACAAUGACGCUACGUGUGUUGAAGUCGCUGAAGGCUACAAAUGCGUGUGUCAGCCAGGUUUUACAGGAACUAACUGUGAAGUGGAAGAGGAUGAAUGUGUAGCGAGCCCGUGCGCCAAGGGAGCAACAUGCGUUGACAAGGUAUAAUGGGACAAACGGGUAUAUCUGUGUUCAUUAAAUAAUCUUAUUAUUCAUUCAAAAUAUUUCCCGGAUUCUGAUUUGCUAAAAGCACACGUUUGAUUUACCAUAACCAGUUACUGAUGACCAAAUUUGCAAGGACUUGUGUUUAGCGAGAAAAUGACGUCAAAAAUGCAGCGUUCUUGCAGGUUAAUGCACCGUUAACCGAGAAGACCUGGGAACGAGGUUGAGUUGUUUUGGUUGUGAACUUGAAAAAUGGCGGACAUUUCACUCGUUUCAAGAGUAAGAACUAGGCGAAAAAUAGCUAAAAACAUGGCAAGAACAGCAAGAAGACAACUCGAAGGGCGACAUCUGCUAUUUCGGGAAUAUUUGCGGAGCUGAACAACCCUAAACGCCACUAUCGAAGAUGAACUUAACAUCGAUGGAUCGAUGGAGGUAAGCAUGUUUGAGCCAUGUUUUUAAACUAGGAAAUAUUUUGAAUGAAUAAUAAAACAAUUAUUGAAUUCGGCUUUCGUAUCAUAUGAAGAAUUAUGGAGAUCUCGGAGGGUGUUAUCCGCCUCGGCCUAUGGUCUCGACGGAUAACACCUUCCUCGAUCUCGAUAAUUCUUCAUAAGAUACUCAGCCUAAUUCAUUAAUUGUUAAUUAAUACUAAAUCAAACAUUAUCAAAGGAUACCUCUUCGUCUCCUCUUCUUUAGUAGGAAAAUCCUAAUAGGAAGAGCAAUUUUUUAAAACUAAACGAUGGAAAUGACGAGUCGGUAUUGAAAGACUUAUCUAACUCUGACCAUACCUUACGCUAGAUGUAAGAGUUUCGCUACGUAACGGUGAUAUCAUAAAUAUUAUGAAAGCAGAAGCCAGAAGCUUCUUUAUUGCAGGCCUCCCGUGUUACAGCAGUAAAACGUUACAGCUUUCCUUCACAGGAAAGAAGGGGAAAAGUGUUUGCAUGUCAAUAUUUUACAGAUACGUGCGCAUGUUUAAUAAGAAAAAAAUUAAGUGUCAUGUAACCUGCACGCAGUAGCCUUUGUUUCUUGCAGUGUGUUACGGUAAACGUGCGAAAAUGACACGAGUGCGAUAUAGCACGCGUCUGGCAAGCCAAACAAACAAAAAUACUAAAUUCAAACCGCUUAAAAACAAUAGUUAACAAAGAGGCCCGGAAUACUUAAAAUAGCUCUCAAAGGAACAUAGCGUUUAAGCAAGUCAGUAAGUUGGCAAGUGUCAGUCGUUCUAGUGUUACACACUAAUUGGAGACACUGUAUGAUAAAAAAUAUAUAUAUACUCAAUUGCAUAUCACAUCUACAAUUUCAAAAUCAAAAGAAGCUAUUGCCCGGUGACAUCAAAAACUAUUUUAAAAUAUUUUAAAAAAUAUGUAUCAACCAAUAGGCAUGCUGGUUUCUUUUUCGAACGGAAGAUUUGAUGUGCUUUGUAAAACAUAUGCAGAGACAACGUUUCAUUUUAGAGACCGUGAUUUUAUUUGGAGACAAGAUCACUAAGCCCAAACGAACCACCGAGACUCGCUAAAGCUAGUAUAUUUCAAGAAAAGAAAACGUCGCUAAAAGGAUAAUGCCAGUUUGGACGAAAAGCGAGCAUUCCCUUAUCAAGAGCAUGAAAGAUAUUUGAAGUUGAUUUUUGCCCAUUAAUAUUGCUUUUAUGACUUUGUCGUUGCCUUUCCCUUUGUCGUCACUAACGUAGUUUUAUAAGUUCCUUUCUUUAGGAUGGAUUGUGCGAUCAUUCAUCCACAAUUUUGUCGAUGAGUCGCCGAUCUUUGUUUGCUUCCUUCCAGGUGAAUGGGUAUGUUUGCCUGUGUCCAGCAGACUACACUGGUCAGCACUGUGAUGUGAAAUCGAGCACAUGUUCCAGCGGCAAGUGUGCCAGUGGUUCUACCUGUGUAAAUACACCGGAAGGGAACGACUGUGAAUGCCCUGAUGGAUACGAAGGGACGUUCUGUGAGCAACAAUCAAAUGUGAGGACGAGAAACAAACUUUAAUUAGCACAAUGUCUUUUACUAGAAUUGGUGUAUCUAUUUGAAAUUCUAUUCCACAUUCUGUUAAAACUCUCAACUUAUCUAAUUUUCGUAAAAAAAAUUAAAUCACUACUCCUUAAUUCCCCAGAUAAGGAAGAUAUCUAUUUGAAUGUUACUUAUUUAAUAGAAUAUUUUAAGAAGUUAACCUGAUAUGUUGUAUAUACUUCCAGUUAUAAUUUUAGUCCUUUUUUUUUUCUCUAAUAACAAAACCCUCGCGAUUGAGUUUGUGUUGGGGGUUUUUCUUUCUGAGUGUUGUUGUAUUUCUUUUUUUUUUUCCUUUCUUCUUAAUAUGCAAUUUAAUAACGAUUUUAGAUUGGCGCUAUAGCUAUUUGCAGGGCAUAAAGUAUUGUAAACUUUAUGGAUCUUGAAUAAAAUACAUUGUUGUUGUUGUUGUUGUUUUCGUGCCUCUCCAUGUAUUUGAUAAUUUCUUUACUUUCUUAUUUCAGGAGUGCAAAUCGUCUCCCUGCAAAAAUGGUGGCACAUGUUCGGUCGAAAACCUUUCCUUCAAAUGUACUUGCCCUACAGGGUACAGUGGUAAUCAAUGCGAAAAAAACGACAAUGGCUGUCUUCCAGACUCCUGCUUGAAUGGAGCCACUUGCACCGACACAAGCUAUGGUCAUGUUUGCAGCUGCGGGCCAGGGUAUGCCGGGGCAACGUGUGACGUCAACAUUAACGAGUGCAACAGCUCACCAUGCCAGAACAACGGGAAUUGCGUUGACCAAGUAAAUGGAUAUAAAUGCUAUUGUAAGCCUUCAUUCAAGGGAACAAAUUGCGAGACAGGUAUCUGACUGAAAAUUUCUGGUAAUUUAUUUAAAGAAAUUAAGGAGCGAUAAAAGGGACCCAGAAAUUUGAUUGGUCGUUCAAAAAAAAAAAUCUUUGAAACUGUGUUUCUGGGUAAAACGCCAUAAAAACUUAUAACCGUCAUUUUUUGCGUCUGUUCAUUUUUCUAAGUCUUAACAUAAAAAAAUAAAUUAUUUUCAUUUUGUUUCAGAGGUGUCCACUGAUUUUGACUUUGAGUUCAGUAGGUCACUUGGCCGUGGGGCAUCAAUCGUCGAGAUGCGUCAGAAUUUGACAGCUUUUACCGUUGCCUUCUGGCUAAAGGUUGCCAACACCGAAAUUGAUCCGGGAACGCCUCUUUCUUACGCUGCGGAAGUCGGAGGUAAUAUCAUUUCACUUGAAUCUAGGUCCAUAGUGUGCAAAGUUCCCAAUGCGGGAUAUAUGCACACUGGCAAUGCUAUCAGCAAUUAAUUUAAGUAAAAUAGUAGCUUUUGCUAUAUGAAGAAAUAAGAAUCUAGGUCUACGUGUUAACAAGAUGUUCUUUGUCGCUUUCUAUGUGCUUAGACGUUUCUGUAGUGGUACAGUUCUGUGGAGUGAGCUGUGGCGCGUCCACUCCAGACCAGAAUCUGUAUUCCAUGCUGUUAUCAUUUAAUGUAUUACAAGCGGUAUUUUAAGACUGUGAACAGAUCCUACACUUGUGAGUUGAUACUGUUACGGUCAAAUGGGUUCAACUUCGAUGUUGCCAACACCUGUCCUUUUUAGCCCUAUACUCCCCGCUAGACGAUCUGUUCAUUAAACUAUCGUAUCAACGGCCUUUGCUAGCUAUUAUCGAAAUCAAAGAUUUAUUACACGAACUGGGCUUGUAUUUAUAAGUAAAACCUUCAUUUCUUCAAAAUUUAUCUAAAUGAGUUAUGGGACAGACCUAAAGAUACCUUACUGUAUAUCUUACAUCUGGACCAUUAGGGAAAAUUGUGGAUAACGCUCUGGUUAUUCACGACUACAAUGGCUUUAACAUUUGGAUUAUGGGAGAAAAAGAAGCAACUAAUGUACCAGCAAAUGACGGCAAAUGGCAUCACAUGGCUUUCACUUGGCAGAGUUCAUCAGGUGCAUGGAAAGUGUACAAAGAUGGAAGUAACGUCAAGCAGAGCACUACCGCGUUUCAAGCAGGACAAGUAAGUACUAUUGGUUACUUUUGCAUCAGCUGUUAUUAGUUUUCAAGAGUCUCUUGUAACUUAGUGGACUGAUAACGAGAAUGUCAUAGGUUAAACUGCUGUUGGGGAAACUUUGGGUAAGUUUUUGUUUUACAGGCAGGGGCGGAUCCAGGGGGUGGGGGGUAGACAGCCCACCCCCACAGUAAAAAACAAACGGAAAUACGGUGGGUCCCCAAAAAUAUAGGAACACGUGCAAUCGCCAUACAUGUUAAUGCAGAACCAUCGAAAGAAGUGUAGAUUGUGAGAAAUUUGUGGCACUUCACCCUAGACGAAUGACGCCGUCCUCGCUUUUGGCCAACUAGGUUAGUAAGGUAUUUCUGUUAGCUUCUAUUUUUCUAUUUUGUGGCUUUCAAGAGUUUGCAGUUAUACAGUCUCCAAUAGUCCAGUUUCAAAUUAAAAAUUACCGCUGAAUAUAAACAUUAACGACGCAUUCAUACAGGGUUAGCCUCGGCGUAAACUAAAAUAUUCAGAAAUUCUGGCAAGUAAGGGUUUGAGAUUUGAAUAUACACAAUAGACAGAGUAAUAGACAGGUCUUUUUCUCGUUGGAAUUUGUGGACAUAUUACAUCAGAUUGAGGCUAAGGGUGUAAAAAAUGCGUCUUCACUUCUGUAAUUUAGCGGUCAUAGCGAACUCGAAAAGGGACUAUUCGUCCUUUCUAAAUUGCCAUGUUUUGGGACAAACGUAGGACAACUUAAAAUAAAGUAAACGUGUAGUUUUUUGGCCAAUUGGUAUCAGCCAACCGUCCCCCCCCCCCCCCCCCCCCCCCCCCCCCCAAAAAUCCUUUUUCCCCAAAAAAAAAAAAAAAAAACAAAAAAACACCCCCCCCCCCCCCCCCCCCCCAUUUACAAAAAAACAUAUUGUUUUUUUGUAUCAUACACGAGGGGGGGUGGGGGGGGUGUGUUUUUUUUUUAUUUUUUUGUGACGUCUAUGAGAUCGAGUUAUCGACCACAAAAAGAAAUCCCCCCCCCCCCCCCCCCUCCCACUCCAUUGAAAAUUCCUGGAUCCAGAAAAAGAAGAAACCAAAGCAACAUCAUGCUCGCUCAUCCUCACCCUAUUCAUGUACGAAGCAUGUAAUUGGUUUGUUACACUAGAGCAGGGUGAAGUGUAGGCGGCUUUGAAUUCAGAUUAGUUUCAGGAAACCGUUAAAGGUUCCAGUUGCCAGAAACAAAAACACGGGAUUUUAAGUCUUAAAACUAAAUUCUUUCUAUCUUACAUUCAAAUUCUCUUUAGGUAAUUUCAGCAAAUGGUUUCUUUGUGCUUGGACAAGAACAGGACGAAGUAGCUGCAAACUUCAGUGCAAAUGAAGCUUUCAUAGGCCAUAUGACUCAGAUGAAUGUGUGGGAUUACGAGCUCCCUGCGAGCGACCUUGCAGAUAUGGCCAGGCAUGCUAAUAACUUUAUUGGAAAUGUCGUUGCUUGGUCUGAUUUCUACGAUCCUGCAGAUCAGGGUAUCAAGAAAGUUUCCCCUUCUGUAGCUCGAACAGGUGAGAUAACAAAACUUAAAGGAGUUGUUUUAUAAAAACAAUAGACCACACUUUCUAUAGGUUUACCGGCGAGAUAACACACGCGGGAUGUUAGGAGAACACAAGAAAAGCUUGUAAAUCACGAGCCGAAGGCGAGUGAUUUACCAGCUUUUCUCGUGUUCUCCCAUCAUCCAGCGUGUGUUGUCAUGCCGGUAAACCCAUAGAAAGUGUGGUCUAUUGCUUAAAUAACUCGACGCCCCCGGUAUGACCGCUGCCAAAUUUCACGAGACAAAUUUACACAGAGGUAGUGACCUCAAAUAUAAGUCAGGCCUUAAUCUGGGGGCUCAAUUCUGGAACAGAUAAGUUAUGUAUAAGAUCGUUUCUACCUUUAUUCCUUUAUCUGGUUUCUUUUCAGAAAACAAGUGCUGGACCAACUGGAUCAACAACGAUUCACCGUUAACUGGUGACGGGGAUACUGAAACCAGCUCUAGCGCAUGCGCUAGUCCAACUUCCUUCGCCUGUCAGACAGUUGAUGGGCUAUCAAUGCCUGACGUUGAGCUUAAUAAGACCACGUGCUCAAGUAGCGGAAUCACGUGCUUGAAUAGUGACCAGAGAGCGGAUCGAAGUUGCCCAGAUUUCAAAGUUCGUUACGUCUGCACCUGCCCAUGUAAGCUAGAAAUCCCUUUACUGGUAUUGUUUAUACGCGCAUCUAUGGUCUGUAUCAUUAUGUAAAUCAUUCUAUUUUCUCUUUUUUUUUUCUUUUUUCACGUGCAAAGGUGGAAACUAGCUUCUUGCAAUUCCGUCAUUUGUUUAGGCCUAAGCCAGACGACAAACUUUUCAGGAGACGAAAGAAACUCUUUGGAUCCACCUAAAUUAUGUUAAGAGCAUCUGUUGGGCCAGACAUCGAACUCAGGACGCGUCGAACCAUUCAACCUAAUCAGACCAAAAAGCAAUUUUUGUAAUUUUCUUUCCCGAACGAGGCUAAAUAUAGUUUUCAUACAAAUUGAUAAUUACUAGCUGAGUUUGUCGCAUUUGAAGAUCGACGUUCUGUCCAGAAGACGAUCUUCAGACGUUCUGUCCGUCUGAAGCAGAUGGAUAGAAUGGGUUGGACUAUCCAAAAUCAUUCAGACUAACUCAACUGAGCCACACGUCGAACUAACUAAGUUUGGUUCCUCUGAUGAAAAGAUCGACGCUUGGCCUAGGCCUUAGACUGAUCACCUCUUUAAAUGAUUUCUGUGCAAAAUGUUAAAAUUUUGCUUGAGACGGAGUUUGACUAAGACUAGGAUUCCCCUAAUCUGAGCCCCUUUUUUGAAUCCUCCUCCUCCUCUCGACCCUUUUUGAACUGAAUAAUACGAGGCAUUCGCAAAACUUGCAUAUAAAUUUAAUGUAUGACUUACGUUCACAGCGAACACUGCUUGUGCUUCAAACCCAUGUGGAGCCCAUGGAACAUGUGAAGCUCUACCAGUUGGAUACCAGUGUAAAUGUAAUGCCGGAUACGAAGGAAGACACUGUGAAACAGGUGCAUUAGAUAGUUAAGAAGUUUGUUGAAUGUUAAAACUCUAUCGAAACCAAAGAAGUAACGUUUGAGUUAAAAAAAUAUAUAUAUGACAGGCAGGUUUUUAAGCCUCCACAAAAAAAAGCCAUACACUUGCGUUGAUUCUCGAUGUAUAAGGAAGCCUUACAAAAACAUUGAUCCCAAGCUUUAGGCAACAAAGCAUUCUUUUUUUAUUUCUAGUUAAGUUAACAAAGACUCAAGCGAGGGAGAGCUGGGAGGAUAAUUUUGUAACUUCAUCUAUCCGCAUUAUUAAAGCAAGCACUUUGAACUAACCGCCAUAGCUUAGAUACCUAAUCAGUAUUUUUGGAAUGGCUAACAACUGUAUCCACAUUUAUCAGUGCGACGCCAAGGGCUAUGAUCAGUAAUAAAAGUUAUUGCACUUAUCGCAGAGCACCAUGAGUAAGAAAAUUUGGUUAUCUAUGCAUCCGAGACAUUUUGGCAGCCACGUGGCAAAACGCCCGUCAUUCCGCACCACAGGGUACCCAAAGUGAAAUGACCUUUUUUACUCUGUGUGUAGUCUGCAACCUGUGUUUAACUUGAUGACAGACGUCCAUGUUAUGGUCAUCUUCGCCACCUGCACUUUUAGAGAGAAAAAACAACAACAAAGCCGGGUCAUUUUUUCGACUAAAUUUACUGUUUACGCUGACGUGGAUAACAGAGAAAGAGCUAGAACGAGAGAUUAAAAAACAAGGAGACGAAUUUUGUUAGAAACACAACACUAAAAAUUUAAAGCGGUGGUAAGAAAAUGAGAAAUGUUAGUGGCCAGUAAGGUGAAAAUUAGCCGCAGUGGAAAGGAAAUCAAACAGCCAAAACCAAAAAAACAAUUUUUCUUUGUGAAAACAUACAUUUCCUCCAUAAAACGUGAAACUAGAAAGUUUUAGGUUCCAGUCGUGCAACAACAACGGCAAAGAAAUGUACAAAAAAGUGUGCUGCACGUGUAAAGUUGCUUUUUAUGCUAAUUAGACCUCUUUUUAUUAUUAUUUUUCCCCUUCUCGUUACCCUCGCGUUUGGCAAUACACGAUUUUAUUUUUAUGUAAGUAAAUUAUUCGUAAAGUAUGGCUAAAUCUUUAGAUUUCAUAUAUUUUGCUUCCAUACGAUUCUUACUUUUUAGCCUAAGAAAACAGCCGACACUUGGCGACCCUACCACUUGUUUUCCCGCCAAAUGAUGUCUGAGAAACGAGCGCAGAAAUCCCAUACUGAUGACGCGUCACUACCCAGAUCUGGGUAGUGCUUCUGAUUGGUCGUGCCGCCUGGUAAAUUUGCUUCAACUAAUCAGAGGCACGACCCAGAUCUGGGUAGUGCUUCUGAUUGAUCGUGCCGCCUGGUAAAUUUGCUUCAACUAAUCAGAGGCACGACCCAGAUCUGGGUAGUGCUUCUGAUUGGCCGUGCCGCCUGGUAAAUUUGCUUCAACUAAUCAGAGGCACGACCCAGAUCUGGGUGGUUUCGGGUCAUCAGUAAGGAAUUUCUGCGCUCGUUUCUCAGACUUCAUUUGGCGGGGAAACCAGCAGUAGCGUCGCCAAAUGUCUGCUGUUUUUUCAGGCUAUACGAUUCUGCACUACAUUCCACAUUUUUUUCUUCUUUAACUUAGAAUCGACAAGAAAGGUAAAUUAACUUCCCAAAUAGAUUAAAAGUUUUCGUUUCCGUCUAACUUAUAGACCUAUUCGGCUAACUAAAUGUUGUAUCCAAUUCAAACCCUUUGGGGAUAAAACGUUUUGUUUCAGGAAUUUCCAUAUCAUUUAAAUGUGAAUGCAACAUUAUAAUGCAAAUACAGUACACAAAGAAUCUUGACCCCGGGAGAUUUGAAUUGGGUACAACAUUGAGUUAGCCGAAUAGGUCUAUUAAAGAGAAGGAAUUCUGGAAGUUUUUGUGCAAACAUUUUCACUUAAUUUUACACCACAGCUGUGAAGUGCCCAUGUACUGGUAAGAUAGCUAAUGGUCAUCAUAGUGGAAGCCGUUCGCAUGGAGGAACAAUGACAAUUACAUGCAAUGCUGGAUUUAGGGCAAGCGGAACGGCAACACUGAAUUGUGUUAAUGGAAAAUAUGACGCAGCAGUCCCGCAAUGCAUCGGUAAGCACCGUUCUAUCAGUCUUUAUAAACCCUCCCCCACUUCAAAUAGUAAUGUCACUCUUCAGCCUAGUAUACGUCUCGUUCUUCAUUUUAUUUAUAUUUUUUCCAUGCUAGUACUGGAAAUAGAUUAGAAUAUUAAGAAAUGAUCGGUUGUGAAAUGUGGGCUUCAUUACGUUUGGUUAUUUUUAAAAAGCCGAAAUUUUCCGGCAUGCUAAACAGUAUCAGCUCUAUCACUAUGGGCCAUGUUCACGAUGACUUCAUUUGACUACAACUGAAAAUACACAUUAUUUUCUAUUUGCUCAUUUAAAUUUGUUAACCUCGCUAAGUUUUGUUUUAAAGCUUCAAUUUUCACUUAAAAGCAAAGGAUUCUUGUAGUUUUAGUGAAUUGACGUCAUCGUACAAUUAUUCUUGGCACCUGUUGCAUCAUCAUUCUUUUUUAGUACCAUCCAGGGUAGGCAAAGUUUGGUUUCUUUUUUGUUAGUUUGUCUUCCCGGCAUCCUUUCACGGUUAAUAACAUUAACUUCUAAGUUUUGAACGAAGUUAUUCUUCACCGACCUUCACCCCCAGACGUAGCAAAAUUAAGUUUAUUGGCAAUUCAAGGGUUUUUUGUUUGACUUCUAGAUGUUGACGAGUGUACUGAAGGGACCUCAGGAUGUGCACAAGGCUGCGUAAACACAUACGGUAGUUUUAAAUGCACGUGCAAUUCAGGGUAUUCACUGAAUGCAGACGGAAAAACAUGCGCAGGUAGGUGUCCAAGUUCCAAAGGCCUUCAUUUCCAAAUUAAGGGCGAUAGUAUAAAAAUGCGGUUUAUAGGCUUGAACUGUCCUUAAAAUGAGGUGUUUUUUUUUUCAGAUAUCAACGAAUGUUCCCUCAACAACGGAAACUGUCAGCAAAGUUGUCACAACAGUGAUGGCAGCUACCGUUGUACCUGCUCAUCGGGAUACGCGCUUUCGUCCGACGGUGUCUCGUGUGAAGGUAAGGUGUUUCAUUAAAGUAAAACAUAGGAAAUGAUAUGACAUAAUUACAUUAUUUGAAGCAAAGGGAGUUUUGUAGAGAAAAAGGAAAAGAAUAAGAACACAUUUAGAAACGAGUCUGCUGUGGUGUAGUGCUACUGGAGAGCCUGAAAGAGACCUUAAAUACAGGCUAUCAAAAAGUCGCAAACUACUGCUUAACAUUUUAAGAGAAGUUUUGUAAGCAUUUGUAAAAACACGGAACGAUUAUAUCAAAAAAGUAGACUUAGACCUUAAACAGUUCUUUUUAUUUAUUUAUUUAUUUAUUUAUUAAUCUAUUUACUUUAACAGACGAUAAUGAGUGCUCUACUAACGGAGGAUUAGGACCCUGUGAACAUAUUUGCGUCAACUCCUAUCUAAGUUAUCAGUGUCUCUGUAACGCUGGAUACACGCUGAAUGGUGACGGAAAAACUUGCGCAGGUGAGUUAUUCAAUAUGAACAAGGAGUCCAGAAGCGCUUACUUGCUGUCGAGAGUUAGCGAAAGAGCGCAGUCACUUUUCUUUUAAAAGGAAAAAAUCCAAAUUUUGUAAAAUGCCAGAUCCGAGACAUGUGCAUAACUAAAGGUUAUAUUUUAGAUAAAAUGCUUAUGGGAAGGUCUACACGAAUUAAUACCCAGCGCACAGCGGCUAUUCAUUGUUUAGGUUUAUUUUCUUGUUACGAAAGAACAGUUUUAUCCCCUGAAUUAGAGCUUUUAUUCAAAUGAUAUUUCUUUGUUUCAUCAAAAUGCAAAUCAAUUGCAACAAAUUGCCAUAUGCAUAAGACCUUUCAAGAAUCCAAUAUUUUAUCAGCUAAUCUUGAGAUCGGGUCUGUAAAUCACAGACCGAGCCUCCUGCCCCUAUCUAGGACCUGAACGCUAGCCAGGGGCAGGGUAUUAAAAUAUGUGUAUGAUAGGCGUUGGACAAAGGAUAUACUAUUUUAAGAAUUUAUGAUUUCGAUUAUGAUUAUGAUUAUUACUAUGAUUAGAGUGAUUUUACUUAACCCGCGAAAUAUGUAGUAGAAUAUUACGCACUAUUAUGCACUAAUUAUAUUGUCUUUUUACGUUUAUUUGUAGCUAUCUUGCGCUAGUUUUUAUUAUCUGUUUCAUGGUUCAAGUAAUUUCACUCUGUAACUGAUUAUGAUUAUGAUUAUUAGUACUGCUAUUGUUAGUAGUAAUAUUAUUGGAGCAAGCAAAUAAAAGCGUAAAUGAAGAAGUUUACAGUUUAAAAUCAACAGCUUAACUAAAUUUUGAUAGACUUUUGUCAAGAAAAACGUGUUUGUAGCCACCAAAUUGAAGACAAGGGAUAAAAUUCUUCAGCAAGUCAUGAUCCGAAAUUUGGCCAAUUAUAUACCAGACUAGCUCAGCGACAUGAUAAAACAGAAGUUAACUGCAUUAACUCUCUCUGAAUCAUGCAUCCUUUUCCUUUUUUCUUUUUUUUUUUUUCAAAAACAGCGAAUUCGUGUCCAGCGAUAUCAAGUUUUGCAAAUGGAGCUCUUGAUCCUGCCAGCCCAGCAACGACUACUGGUAGUACGGUACGAUUCUCGUGUAACCAAGGUUACAUCCUCAGGGGAGCUUCCACAAGAACCUGCUUGGCUGAUAACACGUGGUCUGGCAGCGCACCUCGUUGUGAUGGUGAGGUUUACGAAAUUAUUGCAGACAACUAACGAUGCUGUUGUAUUGUUUUUUCGAAGGUGUGCAGAGAUUGAGGCAGUUUCCUAAAAAAAAUAAACAUUUAUAGAAAAACUUGUAAAUAAAGAAUGGUAUUCGGGGUGGUUUCGUUGAAUUUAUGUUGCAAGAGAGAACGAAAGAAUAAGUGUGAGUGAGUGAGAGGGUGAGUGAGUGAGUGAGUGAGUGAGUGAGUGAGUGAGUGAGUGAGUGAGUGAGUGAGUGAGUGAGUGAGUGAGUGAGCGAAUGAGCGAAUGAAUUAUUGAGCGAGCGAGCUGACUUUUUAUUGUUAUUAUUUUUUUCUUUGGUUAGUGGUAAAAUGCAUCAUAUCUGGUGAACUGCAGGACGGCACAAAAACCACAACUGCUAGCAACAAUUACAAUUCAGUCGUCUCCUAUGCGUGCAACUCAGGAUUCAGAUUAGUUGGAUCGGCAACACGAACAUGCCAGGCCGACGGAACAUGGAGCGGAGAACAUCCUCGCUGUAUAGGUAUGAAACAUCGGGUGAAAGAAUGCUCGUCGGAAGAAUUAAAAUGCAGAUUUUUCAAAGACAAUACAACGUCAAGUGAGAACUCAAAGGACACGGAAGGAAACUAAUGCGACUUAUGGUGCUCAAUUCGCCUCUCUGACAUUGGUCAAUCCGAUUUUAAGGGCUGCCCGAGCCGUCGUCGUUGUCGUCAGCUGUUUCUGCUGAAUCUGGUUAAUAUUAGAAUCGUUACGUCCGGGAAGUUGGGAUAAAUCUAGCCAAAGUCAACCUCUCUGAAUGUAAACCUGGAAAUUUGGCAAAAAAAUAUAGGCCUCCUACAAUUAGCCUUACUGAAUAAUGAGGAGCCCUUUAAAACCAUAGGCCCUGGGGCUUAUUUUCGACGUUUUGAAAAACGGGAGUAAGUUAGUAGAUAAAAACGUCCUUGUGACAAGAUAUAGAAUCGUUAGCAAAGCCAGCUAGUGAGAAAUUGCCACUUAAGGUGAACGGACUUCCAGCCUUAUCCACGACUGCUACUAAGGCAAAGCCAAGUUCACCAAACGACAAAAUAACCCCGGUUGUUAAUUACCGACAGCUGGGAAGUAAAUAGAAUUUCCAAAUAUAAUUUCGGUACUCCGUGUAACGCUCAUUUGUGCAGCAACUUCACAAGUAAUAAUGAAAUAAAAAGAACAUAACUCUUCACGAUCGACUGACGUUACCAGCCUGUCGUGCAGCUGGACAUGUUGAAAAUUACUAUCAUGUUUGAGAAGUAUUGGGACAAAUUUGCAUAUUGCGGCACUUUUUAACAACCCUGAAAAGAACAAUUCCACGCAAAUGAACUUAAUUUGCCUUCAACAUCGUAUGUUUCUGAGCUAUAUACAAUGUUGAAUCAAUAUUUUACAGAAACCUGGGAUCGAAUCUACUGCAAUUUUGAAAAAUAUAGCACUGCUUUCUAAAGGCUUCCUAAGGUAACAUGGUCACUGCCCCAAGAUGUUAGUGCACUAUAUACAGCUAUUUCGAGAAAGGUUGUCAGAAAAAGUGCACGCGACAAUCCCGAAAGGCAUUGUGGGUGGUUUGAGUUCACUGUUCUUCAGAGAAAUUUGAAAGAAGUGGCACGAAAGGCCAUGGAAAUGUGUUUGUGAGUGCUAAAGGAAAGCAACAAAAGUAGCUUCGACAGCUACAGUGGCCAGGAAUAGUGUAUCGAUCAUAUCCAAUAUUACCUUUCGGGAUUGUCGCGUGCACAUUUUUUCCAACAACCUUUCUCAAAAUAGCUGUAACCGGCUUUGUACACUGCCUAAGUCACAGACCUGUAAGAUUUGAUUUUCUUUUUGUCCCAGUUAGCUAAACCUAGAGAAUUAUUUAUUUUAUUUUAUUUUAUUUUUUUUUUUUUUUGCUUAUUCUUUUCUCUUUGCUUUUUUUAUAGCUGCUGACUGCCCUGAGCCCUCAGUCCCAUCCAAUGGUCAACUGAUUGGACUCCAGCGGAAAAAUGGUGACACCAUUCGAUAUGAAUGUGAUGUUGGUUACAAGUUGGUUGGGCAGUCUUAUGCAAUUUGUGAGAGUGGGGCCUGGAACUCGCCAACCCCUUCUUGUACCCGUAAGUAAAAGCUCUCAUUAGAGAGCUUAAACAAAGGCGUUUUUGAGCGACACACGUCAGUCAGAAGGCACUUUUCUUUUUUAUAUGCCUUGAAGCCUACAAAUGUAAAUUGCUAAGUAGCUUGAAGAGACGACUGCCACCCCCGCACCCCCCCCCCCUAAAAAAAACGUCUGCCCAAAAAAGCAAAAAAUUCCCCUGCGUCACCCACGCCCCAUCAGUUUUUUUUUUUUUUUGUUUUCGGAUUUGAAUUUAUUUUUUUAAAAGGCACCUGGGUUUCUGUUCAUUGUCAAAAAGUUACCAAGGUUCUUGAAAUCAGUUCGUUUUUUUAAAAGCCUGCUUGAAGCUGGCACUUUGUUGCUUUACAUUGGCAAAAAAGUACCAAAGGUCUGGGAAGUAGUUCGUUUAUUUAAAACCCCUCUUGAAGCCCAUAAGCAAAUAGGGGGAGGAUACCGUAAAAUUCCCAAAAAAAGCCCCCCUUUUUUAAAGGCCCCCCCAAAUAUACCCCCCCCCCCCCAAAAAAAAAAACCUCCGUUAAAUCGCCCGUCCAAACAUAGGCCUCCCGGGGGCUUGUACUUGGAAAAUUGCCCUCAGAUACAAAGUAAAACAAAGCAAAAACGGUAAAUUUACUUCCAACUAUAAGGCUAGCCCAAUCGCUUUCGAAACGCAAAUUUCCCUCCGUAUAUAAGCCCCUCCAAAAAUAAACCCCUCAAAAAAGGCCUUUGAAAAAAAAUAUAAGCCACGGGGCUUAUUUCGGAAUUUUACGGUAUAUAAAACGACAGGCAACUUAGAGACGGUUUUUUCCUUGUUUUAAAAUGUUGUAAAGAAAAAAGUGGCGACCGUGGAAAACGUAAUGAAAUUAAUAAUCCAUCUCAACUACUCUCAGGCCUUUGAUAAUUGCCUAGUCAAAAAAGUGGAUGUCUUAAUGGCUUACUGAAAUGUGUUUUAUUUUUUUUUAUUUUUUUCUAGUGGUAAAUUGCGGUGCCCCUCCAGCAGUACCUAACGGCAUAAUCCACGGUACAGACUACUCUUACAACGCCAAGGUAACCUAUUCUUGUGUUGCCUCAAACUUUAAGUUGUCAGGUUCACAGGAGAGAACUUGUCAGGCAGAUGAGUUAUGGAGUGGAACACAACCUGCUUGUCUGGGUAAGUUCUAAGUGCUUGUAAAAAGUUGAUCUAUUCACCAAUAUACAUUUUGCCGAAAAGCAUCGUUUAAAAAAGCUGUUCGAACCACUUUCUGAGAAAUUGUAAAAACAACAGCUAACACUGCCCAACAAAUUGUUCACAGUCUAUUACUAAUCUAUCUUUGCAGGGGCACCCAACGGGAAAUUUUGAGAAAAAGACCUAAAAACAACAACAAAGCGUGAAUAAAGUCAGUCUGAGACUAUUUUAAGCAUUUUGGGAGAUUGCUGGAAAAAAAUUAUCUGUUCCUCACUCCCAGCAAGACUGAUGGAAGAGUUCCCAGCCAGCAACCUUACAACCUGCAACCUGACUUACUGGGAAGUGUCACAGCGCACAAUUCAGAUCUUGAGUGGUAAAUAACCCAUACAAGUAACCCGUAGCAGCUAUUCUAGACUUCAAAUCCCCUCUAACACGCUGAAUUAUCUUUUUCCCAGCGAUACUUUCCUUCCAAGGACUAUUAUUUCUUCCACAUCUCCCAGCCAGCAAAAAUGUGCCUGAAGAACAGAUAUUUUGAGGAACAGAUCCAUUGGGUGCCCCUGUCUUUGCUUUUCAAAGCAUGCAUGAAUUCCACACUUUAAGAGUUUGGGCGUGGGCAGCAAACGAAAUUUUCGUUCUUCGCCUUUAACCUUGCGUUUUCUUUCCUACCCGCUUCUUUCGCUUUUCUUGAACCCUUUAUUAUUAUUAUUAUUAUUAUUAUUAUUAUUAUUAUUAUUAUUAUUAUUAUUAUUGCUGGGCAUUUGCCAGGCGUCCUGACUUCGGUGAGAAACGUUUUCACACAGCUAGAGGCUCGUAAAAUUACUGACUUUUAGCAAUUAAAGUGGAUCAAGAUUUUCAUUGGAUUAUAUUCCAUCAAAGAGGCAUGAUUUUUAUGCCUUUUACUCUCGAUGUAAUUGAACCGAAAUCAUUUUGGUAUGGUUUGAAUGUCCUCUUUCUCCUUCAAAAGUCAGGUGUUUAAGUUACUGGGAUUCACCUUUGAGAGUUUGCAUGCUCCAUUCUUUAGUUUUAUUGUUGCAUUUUUGUCCUACCGUUUUUUUUUUGUACCAUAAUAUAUGCAACCUGCCUAACGGUUGUUUUGAAUUUUUCGUAUAGAUUAGUGACAAACAAGGCAGCUGUAAAAUCUGCAUGAGUUCUCAAAAAGUAAUAUUUUGAAUCUUGUUUGUCGUUUUAUUGGCAGAGAACUCCUGCGGUAACCCUGGUACACCUACCGACGGACAGAAGAUUGGCGAGAACUAUCAAUAUGGUGACGUAGUUACCUUUACCUGUAAUGAAGGUUACAAUCUUGUUGGAUCCAGCUCCAGAACAUGCAAAACAGACAAUAACUGGGAUGGAACACAACCAACCUGCCAAAGUACGUAUAUUUCAUUGACUGAAGUAGUUUUUGCAUAAUUGUUUACGCAUAUCCUGCACAGUUUAGACAGAUACGAAUCUGCGUGUGCUGUAAACCUUAGUACGUGUAAGUGGCCCAGGAACCUCAAGAAAACUGAGAGGGACUGAGACGAGUGUGAAGUGGAAAGCUUUAUUUAGGUUACGUUUGUUAAGAAUGUAACAUACAUGAGUGCUUUUACAAACGACAGCCACCAGUAGCACUCAAAUUUCCUGCAUCGCGUGCUGAUUCUUUGGUAGGCUUAGGAAGUGAGCGUAAUUGUAAAAACUGUUGAAUUUUUGAAAAAGGUAUGACUGAUCUUCUGUAAGCCGUCGAAAUUCGCUCGUCUUUCUCGAGCUCACAGAAUUACUUCUGGAUUUAUUAGCAAAAUUCGUUAACCUGUCAAUAAGCCAAAUUGGCUUACCUUGCGGCAAGAGCUAUUCAUUUGUCGAUAACUCUCAAACACAUUGAUAAUUUCAUUUCUUUUUUCAGCUUGUGGCGAGAUGCCUUAAAAACAACAAGUGUUAAUGAAAUACAAAUCACCGAUCAGUGCCCGUCAACCGGCCAAAGUGAUAUUAUUAACUGUUUCCUUUGUUAUCAUUUUGUAGUUAUCAAUUGUGGUGACCCUGGUACUCCUGCCAAUGGAGAGAGAGUAGGAUCUGAAUUUACCUACGGCAAGACUAUAAUUUACGACUGCGACCCAGGCUACCAGCUGUCGGGUUCCAGAACUCGAACAUGUCAGCUGGAUGGAUCAUGGUCUGGUUCAGUUGCCUCUUGUACUGGUAAGUUAAUUGCGUAGGAACUGAAGCAUUACCUUUUACAGAGAUACUCAAUUCUUUCAACGUCAGUGACAUACGUUUUAGGAAUGUUGAUCCACGAGUAUUGGAGCUCUAAUUGUCCAAACAGCCAGAACUUGUUGAACGGAAUAUAGCCUAUUUCAACAUUCAAAGCGGCAUGAACUUUUCAGUUUUGUUAAACAGAGCUGCCAAAUUUGUAUAUCUUUUUUUUUUUUAUAUUUUCUUUUUUGUUUUUUAUGUAUCAGUUGCCAUAAUCAUCGCGUCCUCUUUAUAUCAGUAAUGUCAGUCUUUGAUUGUUGGGAUCACUAAAUGCAAAAUGUAGGGCCAUCCCAGCAACAAAAUACGUUUUCUAUCUUCUGAAGACCGAUUAAUUUUUUUCCCUUGGACACCGCUGAUAGAACUAAUUUCAAUGGCUUCCGUUUUGCUGUCCCUUGAGCAACAUACCAUACCACAGUUCCGUCGCUGCUUACUCUUUAAUCCUUGUGAUCUCACUUUUUCAAAAAUAAAAUUACUACGCAGUUGCGUCCUGCGGUGCCAGCCUUGUUGGUCCUUCAGGAAGCUUUGGCUCACCAAACAACCCCAACAGUUAUCCAGACAAUGCUUACUGUCGUUGGAAGAUAAGCGUACCCGCUGACAAGAAAGUCUUGGUAACGUUCAAUUCAUUCAAGACGCAGAAGGGUAACGAUGUGGUCGAGAUUUACGACGGUUCAUCGAAACAACUUAUAACAACUCUCUCUGGAGUUUACAGCAGUGCUGUGGCAUUUGCAUCUGAGAGCAAUUCUAUCGACAUACGGUUUAUCUCCGACUCUAGUGAAAACUCUGAGGGAUUUUCCGCUUCUUACCAGCAAGUCAGUAAGUAAAAAUCAAAUUCCGAUUGACAGUUCUCACAAAAGUACUUAGAGUUUACAUCCCGUGCGCAGAUUUUGGUGAAUCCCGUUUCUCGGGUUGCAGUCAAAUCCCGUAUACCGUGCGUUAACGUUUUCCGAAUCCCGCAUUGUAUUUUGGUCACAUCCCGUAUCCCGCUAAUACCUUUCCAGACCCGGAGUACUUUAAGUGACUUUCAGAUGUCAUGAUAAUCCAAGUAGAACCAACUGUAUGUUAACCCAUGAUCUUGAUGGUAAACUUUAAACGUGUAAAAUCAUAUAGCCAUGCGUACGUUUAUUUUCUUUUUGCCAAAAAUUCAACGCUAGGAUAUCCAGGGGCCCGUUUCUCGAAAGUUCCGAUAAUUAACGGGCCCGGUAAGCUGUCUCCGUUUACAUUAAAGAUCGAGGUUUCAAUGGUUUUGCAUCUAACACGAUAAAACUGUCAGUCAAUGAAACAAAAUGAAGUAGUUUUGCUAGCCAGGACCCGCGCUCUUUUUCUUUACAUUUCGAUUUGAAUAUUUGUUUUCGGGCCCAUAAAGUUACCGGGACUUUCGAGAAACGGGCCCCAGGUGAGUAACAUUUUAAAUAGUGUAUUUCAUUUCUUACAACGUUGAAUCAUAGUUAGUAGAGGAGACUGGUUAUGAAAGCCGACAAACAUCACAGUUGAAAACAACGGUGCUGUAGUUUAUGUUGGAAGCUCCCUGACCGUGCACAAUCCUUUGUUUUUUGUUCACAAGUUGCGAUGUCUAUUGGUCAGUAAGUUCAAAAGAUAGGAAUGCUGUUGAACGUUGUGUACGGUCAGGUCCAAAAAAGCUAAAACAAAACAUAAAACAAAGGAGUCUAACGGGUUUCAUUGCCAUUCCCCUUUAAUAAACAUGGUUGAAUAUGAAUAUGAAUUUUUGAAUCGACAAGAACCUAGUAUAUUUUUGACCACAACUGUGUUGAAAACAACUGUUCCUCUGUUGUCUUAUUUUCUUGCAUGAGCCAAGUCAUUUUAAAAAUGUGAAACUGUAUGAUCCAAGUUGAUUUGGCUCAGCUGAUUCGAUUAUAGUUGGGCCUUUCUAGUACUGCUGGCAUUCUAGGUCUGUUCUGUCCUAAAAACUUGCAAUUCAAGGUACAGGAAUGUGGAUCUCACGGGCGGUGCUCUAGAACGUUUUAAAAGACCAUACCUUACUUCAUAAUCUGUGCCAUUCUAACUUAUGACAGCCCUUCUUUGAUAGGCAUACUUAUAUUUUGCAAAUCAUGAAUCACGCUGGGAAAAAAGAGUGCUAAAAAUCGGCCAAAUUUUUUCCAAAAUAUUCUUUUAAAAUAUGCGUGGAAUGUUACCAAUAUCUCUUACAUUGUAGAAGACAAUGAGUUGAGACUUUUACAAUUGUAUUUUGCUCAAGUUAUUGUGUCAAAUUCUUCAUUUUUUGGAUUAGUACUGCGCAUCACCAAAAGGCUCAUUUUGUGACGUCAUCAGUUGUGACGUCACAAAAAUGAAAUUUGAGAAUUCAAAUCAGACACGUUCUUCAAUUCUGUAUGCUUUGUAUUUCUGCAAAGUAUCACAGUUUCAGGUUCCAAACUUUUGAAGGAGAAACUUUUGGAAGUUUUGAUUUUUUAAUUGGCCACCAGAGAGUCACGUGACUGGUAACCAUAGAAACACUUAAUCCAAAAUAUUGCUGGAAUCAAGUUUUGUUCCUUGUAUCAAUUUCAAAAACAUGCCUUUAAAGGAAACAAAGUUAUAGCCCCUAGAAUUCCAAAAAUGUUUGUGCCUAUCACGCCCCCACUGAAUCUGUUGGCCGCUCAGCUUGAAAAAAAAAAAGAAAACAGCGUGAAUUUGGUAUUUGUUAUCAUUUGCAGUGGAUUUUGCUUAGUAUGGAUACCUUCUUGACUCUUUCCUAGCACACAGUUCAGUUAUUACCCCUUUUUUUUGUUCUUGUUGUUUGUUUGUUUUCCACAAAAGUCAAUGUCAAUGUCAAAAACCCUGAAAAUUGUGAUAACAGCUUCUUCCCGUCGAUCUUUGAAGAUUUUAUGUGCCGUGGAAUAUUAACAUUUCACUGAAAUUCCUUUCCCUAGACAUCGAAACGUAAGAAAGAAGGAUACAUUAUCAGUCAUAAACAUACCAUUAGCGAAGCUUAUUGUCAUUUCGCCCCAUCAAAGGGAAUCUGAAUUCCAGGAACCGGUAAAUUUUUGCUGGUGGAAUCCGGAAUCCGGGAAAUUUUGCUCCUGGAAUCCGGAUUCCUGCUUUUGCUUUGGAAUUCACAAUACAGUUCAAAGGAUCCGGAAUUCCACUAGAGACUGGAAUUCGGAAUCCAAGUUUCACUGUCUGAGAAUCUGGAAUCCAGUACCUGGAAUCCGGAAUUUACAGCGUGGAAUCCAGUAUGCAAGACUGUCUUGGAGAGCGAAUCAUUAAUUGGUCUAAAUAUUCUCCUUUCCUUUCAGCGUGUGGUGGUUUAAUCACGGCACUCGAUCAAACUGUCAUGUCACCCAACUAUCCCAGCGAUUAUCCCAACAGUGUUACGUGUGUAUGGGCUAUUAAUCCUGGACAGGCCUUCCAACUUGAGUUUGAACAGUUCCACACCGAGUCUGGAUACGAUCUGCUAAAGGGAUACUCGUCUCUUACUUCUUUUAGCGGUAAGUACUGCUGUAAUCAUAUAGCAUGAGUUUAGAAAAUCAGUUAAGGAAUACAGGAAUAGAAGUUGCUAUACCUCCGUCACGGAAUACUGCGAUAUUUAAUACUUUUAGUCACUUAAACAAAAUGCAUGUUUUCAUAGACCUCUACAUGAUACUGAAUUUGCCUUGAACACUAUUAUUAGAGCCAAAGUUAUCAGUAUUUAAAAAGAAACGUAUUUUUGAGAAAAAUACAAUGCAAUUAAAUUAACAAAAAACAGACCAAAAAAAAAGGAACUUCGACGGUUGAUUAAUCGACCUUACUAGACAAUCGCAAUCUUCGUGACAUCAGGGUAAAAAACCGGUUGUAUGACAUGUACGCAGGUAAGUUAAAGUACAUGUUGCUUAAAAUCAACUACAACUUCUUAUCGAGUUCGAAAUAUAAGGCGCUUCUGAGAAUUGCAAAGUUGACGAACAUGAACUGUAAGUUUAAUGAACGAAUUAGUGUUUUCACAUGACAUCAGGUCCGCAAUUUUGGUGUCCCAGAACACAAAAAGAACGGCCAUGUUGGUGACCACGUGAAAUUUGUUUAUUUGGACUUGGAGUCAAACUUUUUUCAUGUGUAAAAACGUCCCUGUGCUUCGAUAAAUUAGUAAAGCUGUUAGCGGCGUGUACGAAAACGGUUUACAAGGCUGAUCAAUUUUUUUAAGUAAUUAUUUAUGCAUGAUAAGCAUUUGAGAAUGAUUAAGCUGACUAUUUGGAAACAACUUCAUUUGUGUUCAUUUUCGUUCCAUGUGAAAUCCACUCACUUUUUCAGUAUCCAUGCAAAUUUAUUGCAACUUUUGAAAGCGUUUACGUAAAGCUACGUGCCAAAAGACGCAACUAACAAUGUUGGGAUUUGUUAGCAACAAGUACCAACAAUGUUGGGACUUGCAGUGCAUCGUGGGAAGGAUACAACACAUAAGACUUUGGAGACCAUGUGUAAUGAGCGUGAGCGGCCCCAACAGUGUUGAAAGAGUUGUGAAAACGACCCAACAUUGUUGCGCGCUACGCUUCGGCGAUCACGAAAAAAGAGAAAUGUUAGUUGUUUGCUCAAGAGUUUGACCGCUUUCAAACUUUGCUCAACAAAUCCCAACAAUACGCAACAGCGUGUGCAAACGGACGCAACUUGUAACAUCCAAAAAUGUUUCGCCCGUUCGCACGGGGCUUAAGAAAUUCGUUCAAAUCUCAUAGGAUUUGCUCGGUACACCAACAUGACUGCCGCUUAAUUGUUUUGGAACACCAAUGUGGCCGCCUUGACGUCAUGUGAAAAGGCUUCAUAACACCGGCCUUUUAAUCAAGUAGCCAGCGUCACGCUUUUUUUCUAUCCCCUCAUGUCGUUAGCAAGCUCUUGCGUGACCCCCCUUCAUGAUCUGCAACGCCCUUUAAAUUCUCUUAAACACAAAAAGCGUGUAAUAUAAUUGCAAGAUGAUGGCUUAAAUAUCUCGCGCUACUCACUAUAUUUAUCAGCUGUAACAACUACAACAACAACAACGACGACGACCACAAAAUAGCUAAUUCAGUGUGACCUAAUUCGGCGUCAUAGAGUGGUUUUCGUUUGAGUGUCGUAAAACCAAAACCAAAGUAAUUACUCUGGCCAAUCACAUAGGACACAGACAAUACAUUGAACCAAUCAAAACUCGAAGUAAUGACAUGUGGCUGACGCAAAGCGCUGCGUCACAAUUGGCUUUGGUUUUACUUCUGAUUGGAUGAAAAGGUGGCGCGAAUCUUUUAAGCCAAUCGCAUCGUGUAGAAAGUGCAAAACCAAUUACUUUUCGACACUCAAAUGAAAACCGCUCUAUGAGCUGUAAUUGGGUCGAAGUCUGCUCAUAUAGACUGGUGGGCUUGUUUUGAUUAAUAGACAUUACUAGAAAGGUUGCCUUGUUGCGUCUGUUAACUCGAUCGACCAGACAAAGAAACUGGCAUGACCCAUGCGAUAAAAUUUAGCAAGUCUUAGCUAAUUCAGUUUUAAAGUGAGUUAAAAGUCAUCUCUUGUCUUCCACGUUUUACAGGUAGCGAUCUAAUCUUCGAUAUUGAUGGUGAAAGAUUCGCUCUCCAACCGUUCCAGGCCCCCACUGGUGUGAUGUACCUUAAAUUUACAUCCAACAAUGCAGGGACCGCGCCUGGAUUUAAAGCAACCGUAAAGAAAUACCAAGUUAUCGUUGGAAAGAAGAAAUAGUUUCUUUCUUGCAGAAAAGGAAAUAAAAUGGAAUAUAAUAUAUUAGUCUGGAGUAAAUUAAAGUCGCGUUAGAAAACCUAAUAAAAUCUUAUGGUUAUAUACGAUGUCUGUGGA
Messenger RNA from Porites evermanni, 36146 nucleotides. NCBI's taxonomy places the organism in Eukaryota, Metazoa, Cnidaria, Anthozoa, Scleractinia, Poritidae. The record is from the annotation of a GenBank genome assembly.